This is a messenger RNA of Oncorhynchus tshawytscha (Chinook salmon), 1728 nucleotides long. RefSeq names its product phosphatidylcholine:ceramide cholinephosphotransferase 1. The coding region runs from base 482 to 1711 and encodes 409 amino acids. Gene Ontology annotation, molecular function: sphingomyelin synthase activity; protein binding; ceramide cholinephosphotransferase activity. Gene Ontology annotation, cellular component: endoplasmic reticulum membrane; Golgi membrane. The record is from RefSeq and is a predicted model, not a curated record. Lineage: Eukaryota; Metazoa; Chordata; Actinopteri; Salmoniformes; Salmonidae. The transcript is spliced from 6 exons. Gene Ontology annotation, biological process: sphingomyelin biosynthetic process; ceramide biosynthetic process.
AUGCACCGAGAUUUGCACAUUUCCAGGAUUUUACACUUACGUCGCUGUUCGUGAUUAGUAGCUCAGUAAAAACGAGAACUGGGCUGUGCAUUAGUGAAACUGCUGUAGGAAUAUAGGGUGCCUUUACAUUUUCUCCAUUUAUCGGAGGCAAGGACUCUUCUAUCGUACGCCACACAAUCUUUUUCUGGGUCUAUUUGACAGGUUUCGUGUCUCGGGGAGCUUCUGACUGCACACCUGAUGCAUUUCAGGUCAAGGACAAAAUUGUCACAGCAAGUUCAAUCCCAAACCUUGGUAGGAUGGAUUAACCUCUAGAUUUGCCUGACUGGACACUCCAGGUGUCGGCAGCACCCAAUGUCCUUUCUACAUGAUGAGUGUGACCUGAGGAGGACUCUGGGUUUGUUAGACCGAACCGCUAACACUUCUGGACUCUUCCACCCAAGUUUCUCCCCCCGUUUGCCACUCGUACGGCACGGGGACUGACAUGAAGAAAGUGGCCCAGUGGUCAACGGAGGACGUGCACCAGUGGCUGACCAAUGAGGGAAUGCAGGAAUACUCUGAGGCCUUCCUCCACCUGGACGGCCAGGGCCUCCUGCAGCUCUCCAAGGCGGACUUCCAGACGGCCCCUCUGGUCCUUGUCACCUCGGACAGAGGCAGACAGCUUUUGGACAAGUUGGAGACUCUCAGAAUAGAGCACCACAUUGAAGCACAUAAAAAUGGGCAUGCCAACGGACACUCCAUCUUGACCGUCAUCAAUGAGGUAAAUGGGAACAAGCCCAAGAGUAACGGUCUGAUCAAUGGGUUUCACAAGGAACGGGUUCAGAUCCACAUGCCUGAGAUCAACCGCUCUCCGUUCCCUGAAGAGUGGGGGAAGACUGGCGUGGCUUGCAUCUACGCCAUGGUCUGCUUCGUCUGCACCACCAUCAUUAUCUCUGUGGUCCACGAACGCGUGCCUCCCAAAGACGCUACUCCGCCCCUGCCAGACAAGUUCUUUGACUUUUUUGACCGAGUAGACUGGGCUUUUUCCAUAUGCGAAAUCAACGGCAUGAUACUGGUCGGCCUGUGGCUUCUACAGUUGACACUGUUAAAAUAUAGGUCCAUCGUUGGUCGACGUUUCUUCUUCAUCGUUGGCACACUGUACCUAUACAGGUGUAUCACCAUGUACAUAACCACACUCCCUGUGCCAGGAAUGCAUUUCAAGUGCUCUCCUAAGCUGUUUGGUGACUGGGAAUCCCAAAUGCGGCGAGUCAUGAAGAUGAUUGCAGGAGGAGGCCUCACCAUCACUGGCUCGCACCACAUGUGUGGGGACUACCUUUACAGUGGCCACACAGUCAUGCUGACACUCAGCUAUCUCUUCAUUAAAGAAUACUCUCCAAAACGGUUCUGGUGGUACCAUUUGAUCUGCUGGCUGCUAUGUGCUGUAGGCCUCUUCUGCAUUCUCUUGGCUCAUGACCACUACUCCAUAGAUGUGGUGGUGGCUUACUUCAUCACCACACGCCUAUUCUGGUGGUACCACACCAUGGCCAACCAGCAAGUGCUGAAGGAAUCAUCGCAGAGCAACUUUUUCUCAAGGGUGUGGUGGUACCGAAUUUUCCAGUACCUGGAACAGAAUGUCACAGGCAUCGUCCCUCGGAACUACCAGAUGCCGCUGUCAUGGCCAACGGCCCAAUGGAGUCAAGUGAAGUACAGCCGUAUUGACACACAGUGCCCGUGACAGCGGGAUGUGACCCC